Selaginella moellendorffii is the source of this 1091-nucleotide messenger RNA. Its product is annotated as dynein assembly factor 4, axonemal-like. Gene Ontology annotation, molecular function: protein binding. Gene Ontology annotation, biological process: cilium movement; outer dynein arm assembly; inner dynein arm assembly. The transcript is spliced from 8 exons. NCBI's taxonomy places the organism in Eukaryota, Viridiplantae, Streptophyta, Lycopodiopsida, Selaginellales, Selaginellaceae. The coding region runs from base 90 to 1055 and encodes 321 amino acids. The record is from RefSeq and is a predicted model, not a curated record.
AGAGAAUGCCCAAAAAACAAAAGAGGAGGCCAAAGCAAAAAUCUCCCAUAUACGACGGUUAGCAGUUGGCAGCCAAAUGAAGCUUGAAGAUGCGAAAAACCAUUCAGGGAAGGAAAGAAGCGGAGCUGAAAGAAGAACGUGAUGCAUUAAACUCGUGGCAACAAGGUGUAUCACGAGAGAACAGCCAGCAUGACGUCGAAACGUUGUCCGCUGGUGAUUCUAAAAAGGGGUUUACAACUUGUAAACAGGAGGAUUUUAUGCUUGAAUGGGAUAACGUUACUCAAGCUUCAGGAAAGAUUGACGAGGCAAACACAGUUCAGAAACUGGAGCCCAAACGAUUAGCUUCUGCCAAAAUUGCGACAUUGAAACCUGGAGAAAGAUUAUUGCCUGCUCCUCGAAGAGGCUUUCGAGUUUACAUUUCAUUUACGAAGAAAACACUUCCCAAUCAUCUUCCAGCGCGUGAAAGUAGAGAGAAAGAACUUCAACUUAUAAAGCAUGCUCCCAUCUCCAAUGACGCGAUUGAUGUUUCGGAAAGGGAACCACUGUUUCUGCAAGACAAAGGCGACAAAUUCUACAGCGCUGGAGACUUCAGAAGUGCGGUCAAUGCGUACUCUGAUGCCAUACAAAAGGAUGCUUCACUGUUUUUAUCUCGUGCAAACAGAGCAGCCUGCUACUUGCAGAUGAGCCAGAUGCAAGCUUGUAUCAAUGACUGUACAAGAGCACUCCAGCUUUUAAGUGGACAAGACAACGAGAUUGCCCAGGACAAAACUGAAGCCGAACAGUCUACCGCUCCAAAACUCAUGUCCUUGGAGAAGGAUUUCCUCCCAAUGGACACUUUGGAUUUACUGAGAGCAGCUGCCUCAGAUGAUUCCGAAGAAUGGAAUAGACGUGCUCAAAGCUGUGUUUUAGCAAGGCGAGGAUGUGCGAACGGCCACCUGGGAGACCUUGAAGAUGCUGUCACAGACUUCAAGGAGGUAUUGCUGCAAACUUAUUGUUUUAUCGACAGUGAUUAUCAAAACUGUGCAGGCAUUGAAGCUAAAUCCGUCCGCUACUGACAUCCGAAGAGUACUGGAUUGCAUCGCUGCCAAGUA